AUGGAAACGGGUCGUGACCCUACAAUAGUGAGAGUCUACGACUUGACGGUUGAGGGGUGGCCUCGGAAGGGUAAUGCCGUCCCACCUGAGUACGCAAACCGACGUGAACAGUUGUCCGUAUGCCAAGGCUGUGUGAUGUGGGGCACCAGAGUUAUCAUACCACCAAAGCUUCGAAACAGAGUACUAGAGUCUCUUGACGAUGGACAUCAAGGUGUGGUUAAAAUGAAGAGCCUGGCCAGAGGCCAUUUCUGGUGGCCUGGCAUUGACCACGAGAUUGAAGACAUCACAAAGUCAUGCUCGGGAUGCCUGCAAACUCAGCGUCAACCGCAGGUAGCUAUGCCACACACCUGGGAGUGGCCUUCAACUGUGUGGCAGAGAGUUCACAUCGACUACGCAGGCCCCUUUCUGGACAGAAUGUUUCUAGUGGUCGUCGAUGCAUACUCUAAAUGGCCUGAAGUGUUCCCUGUGAAGAAUGCCACAUCAGCAGUGACGAUUGAAGCUCUUCGUACUCUGUUUGCUCGUGCUGGACUGCCACAGCAGCUAGUUAGUGACAACGGUAGCCAGUUUACUUCAGAGGAAUUUCAGAUGUUCAUGAAGGGAAAUGGAAUUAAGCACAUUACCACCGUGCCAUUUCACCCUGCAACAAAUGGACUUGCAGAGAGAUUCGUCCAGACCUUCAAACAAUCCAUGAAAGCCAUGGCGAACAACAUAUUGUCCAUAUCAGAGAAACUGGCCAACUUCCUGUUUUCAUACCUCAACACAGAACAUUACACCAAAGGUCAGACACCGUCCAUGCUGUUCAUGGGAAGAUCCUUAAGAUCAUGUCUGGACCUCCUAAAGCCGGACCUGCACCGGGACGUGUCAAAGAAACAAAGCAGUCUGAUGAAAAAGCAAUUUCCCUUGAGAACCUUCCAUGAGGGCCAGCCUGUGCUUGCCAGAGAUUAUCGUCAUGGGAAUCAGAAGUGGCAAACUGAACCCGUCACUCCACCAGUAAUGAUCAAUGCCGUGAUGCAGACUGUGCAGACAGUUCUGAGGACUUCACACCAGGUGAACCACCGGACGAACCCCUGGAAGAACCACCAGAUGAACCGAAUGCAGAGACUGCUCCAGCAACGGAUAGCCCAGCUGCUUCUUCCAGACCUGUUCCGGAUGUACCAGAAAGGCGAUAUCCUGAACGAGAGCGACAUCCUCCACAGAGAUUAG
Messenger RNA from Cyprinodon variegatus (sheepshead minnow), 1203 nucleotides. RefSeq lists its product as uncharacterized. NCBI's taxonomy places the organism in Eukaryota, Metazoa, Chordata, Actinopteri, Cyprinodontiformes, Cyprinodontidae. The record is from RefSeq and is a predicted model, not a curated record. Gene Ontology annotation, biological process: DNA integration. Bases 1 to 1203 code for a protein of 400 amino acids. The transcript has 2 exons. Gene Ontology annotation, molecular function: nucleic acid binding.